Molecule: messenger RNA, 1161 nt
Organism: Mauremys mutica (yellowpond turtle)
Lineage: Eukaryota; Metazoa; Chordata; Testudines; Geoemydidae
Product: ADP-ribosylation factor-like protein 8B
Exons: 7
Coding region: 265-825 (186 amino acids)
Biological process (GO): anterograde axonal transport; protein transport
Cellular component (GO): lysosomal membrane
Molecular function (GO): GTP binding; GTPase activity
Source: RefSeq, a predicted model, not a curated record
CGCCCCCAGGCUCAUCCCCCUUUCCCGCAGCCCACGUGCCGCUGAGACCCGCCCGGCCGCGCCGUCCCGAGCCCCUCCCAGUCUGCGGCGACUCAGCCAGCGGCAGCCUGGGGAGAAGGGCGGUGGCUGGGAUCACGUGCCGCUCCCCGCUCAGCUGCUCCGACCCCAGCGCAGCCGCCACCGCCGGGACCCGGAGCCCGCCGCUGCCCCGCUGAGCCCGCGGUGCCGCCAGAGCUGGGAGGCGCGUCGGGGGCGCUGGCCGGGAUGCUGACGCUGGUGGCCCGGCUGCUGGAGUGGCUGCGCUCGCUGUUCUGGAAGGAGGAGAUGGAGCUCACCCUGGUGGGGCUGCAGUACUCGGGCAAGACCACCCUGCUCACCGUGCUGGCGUCAGGGCAGUUCACAGAAGAUAUGAUUCCUACAGUAGGCUUCAAUAUGAGAAAAAUAACAAAAGGAAAUGUUACCAUAAAGGUAUGGGACAUUGGGGGACAGCCAAGGUUUCGAAGCAUGUGGGAGCGCUAUUGCAGAGGAGUCAAUGCAGUUGUUUACAUGGUGGAUGCAGCAGAUUUAGAAAAAGUAGAAGCUUCCAAAAAUGAACUACACAGCUUAAUAGACAAGCCGCAGUUGCAUGGAAUUCCAGUGUUAGUCCUUGGAAAUAAAAGAGACCUUCCUGGUGCACUGGAUGAAAAACAGCUAAUUGAGAAAUUAAACCUUUCAGCUAUUCAAGACCGAGAAAUCUGCUGCUAUUCUAUUUCCUGUAAAGAAAAGGAUAACAUAGACAUAACAUUACAGUGGCUUAUUCAGCACUCCAAAUCAAGGCAUUGUUGAAGAAAACUUUUGCUGAAGAUAACUUUUCCUUCCAAAUCACAUGGGCCCCCAUCUAUUAUACACUACUGAAAAGAAAAGGAAUGAAACUAAAUACUACCAGGACUCACUUUCACUAGAUUUGUUAACAAAUAGAAAAUUUCAGUCCAUUACGGCCUUUAGAAAACAAACAUACAUACAUCCAGAAUGUCUGUCUGUCUGUCCUAAAAGCCUUAAUAUAAAACUGGAAAAAAAAUCAGUACUUUUUCUGAGCUGGAAUGUUUUGAGUUUAUGCAUGUGAAUUGUCAACUGUUUAGUAAUUUUUUUAAAUAUGAAGCUGAAUAAACUGCACAAUAGAAA